AUGAAGGCUCUCGAUCAGGAAAUUCCGGCCCUGUCCAUCAACAACACAGCUGCUCUCGUGCAUCCGGUCAUGCAUCUACUCUCUUCUGUGUUAUUGCUCGGCUCCGUCGCCGUCCAGACGGUCCUCGGUCGCCCCGGUGCCGGUCGACAGUCUGUCGCGCUGUUGAAGCAUUCCGUCGACUCCUUCAUCAAGACAGAGGAGCCCGUUGCGCUCGAGAAACUGCUUUGCAACAUUGGCCCCGACGGCUGCAAUGCCAAUGGUGCAGCCUCCGGCGUCGUCAUUGCCUCUCCCAGUAACGACAAUCCAGACUAUUUUUAUACCUGGACGCGAGACAGUGGCCUGGUGUUCAAGUCUCUUGUCGACAGAUUCAUCAACCGCUAUGAUGCUGGCCUACAGCGCCGUAUCGAAGAGUACAUUGUAGCCCAGGCGAAACUCCAGGCCAUCUCCAACCCGUCUGGGUCUCUGUCCAAUGGCGCGGGCCUAGGGGAGCCAAAAUUUGAGGCGAACUUGGAACCGUUUACCGGAGACUGGGGCCGACCUCAGCGAGAUGGACCGCCACUACGAGCGGCAGCCAUGAUUACCUAUGCCACUUGGCUCAUUGAGAACGGCUACUCAUCGACGGCCUCCACCGUCAUCUGGCCUAUUAUUCAGAAUGACUUGAACUACGUCGCCCAGUAUUGGUAUGCUUGGAUCACCAGUCGACAUGACCCAGCUGACCUGUCCGCCUCGUGGAAAGGAACCAGACUGGAUUUGACUUGUGGGAAGAAGUCAAUGGAAGUUCUUUCUUCACAAUCUCUAGUCAACACCGGGGUUAGUACUGUGCACAAUCCUAUCCCUGAGUUUCGGAUAUCUUAUGUCCUGACCAUACCCUCAGCUCUCGUGGAUGGCAGCAAUCUAGCAGCUGCUCUCGACAAACACGCCACUCCAUAUGCUGCUGUAGCAUCACAGGUUCUUUGCUUCUUGCAGAGCUUCUGGAUCCAGUCCAGCGGCUAUAUUGAUUCCAACAUCAAUGUCAAUGAUGGUCGAGAAGGAAAGGAUGCCAAUUCCCUUCUAGCGUCCAUCCAUGCAUUCGACCCGAAGCUCGGAUGUGACUCGGCCACCUUCCAGCCUUGUAGCGACAAAGCGUUGUCGAAUCACAAAGUCACGGUAGAUUCAUUCCGCUCUUACAAGAUCAAUAGUGGCCUUGGCAGUGGAAAAGCUGCCGCCGUUGGAAGAUAUAUUGAGGAUGUAUACUUCAACGGCAACCCGUGGUAUCUCACAACACUCGCCGCCGCAGAGCAACUCUAUGACUCCCUCAUUGUCUGGCAGCAGAUGGGUUGCAUCACCGUCACCGAUACUUCGUUGGCAUUUUUCCAAGACCUGGUCCCCGAUGUUUCCAAGAAAACCUAUGCCAGUGACACCUCUUCCUAUGCAGAAAUCGUUUCAGCCGUCUCGGCCUACGCGGAUGGAUUUUUCAACAUUGUCGCCAAGUACGCCGGACCCGACGGCUCGCUAGACGAGCAAUUUUCCAGAGAUGAUGGCCACCCUCUGUCGGCUAGAGAUCUGACAUGGUCGUAUGCAUCAUUCCUCACCGCCGCCGCCCGCCGAGCUGGUGUUGCACCCCCUACGUGGUCAAACAAUAAUGCUACCUCGAUCCCCAGUGUCUGCUCCGCCACAGCUGCGCUGGGCUCCUACUCGAGUGCUACAGUCACAUCGUUUCCUCCCUCUCAGACCCCCAAGGCUGGCGUGCCGCCCGUAACAACCACGCCAAGGCCCUGCCGCACUGCCACUACUGUCGCCGUCACUUUUCGAGAGCGAGCGCAGACAAGAUUCGGCCAAACCAUAAAGAUCGUUGGCAACGUAGCCGCUCUGGGGCACUGGGAUACGAAGCGAGCCGUGGCCCUCAACUCGUCCGACUACACGUCGACAAAUCCGUUGUGGAAGACCACGGUGACUCUCAUGGCAGGCCAAGCAAUCGAGUACAAAUACAUCAAAGUCGACAAAGACGGCUCGCUCAUUUGGGAGCAUGAUCCAAAUCACACAUACACUGUGCCCAAAACCUGCGCUACUACCGCUGUUCGACUGGACAAUUGGCAGUCCUGA
Molecule: messenger RNA, 2082 nt
Organism: Drechmeria coniospora
Lineage: Eukaryota; Fungi; Ascomycota; Sordariomycetes; Hypocreales; Ophiocordycipitaceae
Product: glucoamylase I precursor
Exons: 4
Coding region: 1-2082 (693 amino acids)
Biological process (GO): polysaccharide catabolic process
Cellular component (GO): fungal-type vacuole
Molecular function (GO): starch binding; glucan 1,4-alpha-glucosidase activity
Source: RefSeq, a predicted model, not a curated record